AGGCAGCGGAGUUUGAGAAGUUGGCAGCUGGGACACAAGAGGGAAAGCCAAAAUGAAAUGCCUUCUACUGAUGAUUGCCCUCUAUGGAGCCUUUUCUUCUGCUGUGCCCUUAGUCCAAGAAACUGAUUACAUUUCAGAAACGGACCUGGAGUUUGCAAAGAAAUACAUGGAAAACUACUAUCCAGAAUCAGAGUCAACACCUGUUCUAAGAAGCAAAAGUGCCACUGCUGCUGAGAAAAUGCAGAAAAUACAGCAAAUGCAGAAGUUCUUUGGGCUGAAAGUGACAGGAAAACUAGAUCCAAGCACUUUGGAAGCAAUGAAAAAACCGAGAUGUGGGGUUCCUGAUAUAGAAGAAUACCGCACCUUUCCUAUGUCUCCUAAAUGGGGAAAGAAAGACCUGACAUAUAGCAUUCAGAAUUACACACCAGACAUGGCGCCUGCUGAUGUAGAUAAUGCUAUUGAGAGAGCCUGGAAAAUGUGGAGUGAUGUGACCCCGUUGACCUUCACCAGAGUUUAUGACAGCUCUGCAGAUAUAGAGAUCUCUUUUGCUUCUGGGUACCAUGGCGACUAUAUUCCCUUUGAUGGACAAGGUGGACAGUUAGCUCAUGCGUAUUCACCAGCUUAUGGUGGAAAUGCCCAUUUUGAUGAGGAUGAAAACUGGACAAAAUCUUCACCAGGAAUCAACCUAUUUAUCGUUGCUGCCCAUGAGUUUGGCCACUCCCUGGGUCUUCAGCAUUCCAGUGUUUUGGAAGCUCUGAUGUUUCCAACCUACCAGGCUGGAGACCCACAAAACAUAAGGCUUCAUAGAGAUGACAUUGAAGGCAUCCAGCAUCUGUAUGGUCCCCCUAAAGAAGACAAUGAUGAGUCAGAAGACCCCAUACUAGUAAAUGACGCAAUGUUAGCAGACUCAUGCGACCCACAUCUGGCUUUUGAUGCUGUUGUUAGUCUCAGAGGAGAAACCAUCUUCUUUAAAAACAGGUUUUUUUGGCGAAAAAAUCCACUGAGAACACAGGUUGAAAAAGAUCCUAUAUCUGCUUUCUGGCCAACUUUAAACCAUGAUAUAGAUGCUGCAUAUGAAGAUGAAGAUGAUGACACAGUCUUUCUUUUUAAAGGUCAUAAGUAUUGGGCUACCAAAGGAAAUAUUAUUCAGCCAGGUUUUCCAAAGAACAUCCACAGUUUAGGCUUACCAAAAAUUGUGAAGAAAGUUGAUGCAGCUUUUUAUGACAGAAGCUCAAAGAAAACGUACUUCUUUUCUGGCAGCAACUACUGGAGAUAUGACAAAGCCAAGAAUGCACUGGAGAAAGACUAUCCAAGGAAGAUAACAGCUGAUUUCUAUGAAGUUGGUUCUGCAGUGGAUGCUGCUUUUCUAUAUAAUGGACAUAUCUAUUUAUUCCAUGGCUCAAAGCAAUAUGAAUAUGACAGCAGAACCAAACAAUUUCUUGGCAUAAAGAACAGCAACAGCUGGUUUGGCUGCCAGUGACAUGGGGUUAAGGAAGAGAGAAGUAACUGAAAACAAUGGGAUCCCUGUUUCUUCACAUACCCAGCAGGCUUUGCUUUUGAAUAAGAUGGAAUGAGAUGGAAUGUCCAACCCGAAUAUAUAUAUUUAAUAUAAAUUAUUACCUCAAACUAUUUGUUCAUUUGUACAUUGCCAAAUAAUAAAGUGAUUUA
Molecule: messenger RNA, 1668 nt
Organism: Sceloporus undulatus (fence lizard)
Lineage: Eukaryota; Metazoa; Chordata; Lepidosauria; Squamata; Phrynosomatidae
Product: matrix metalloproteinase-18-like
Exons: 10
Coding region: 53-1480 (475 amino acids)
Biological process (GO): proteolysis; extracellular matrix organization; collagen catabolic process
Cellular component (GO): extracellular matrix
Molecular function (GO): zinc ion binding; metalloendopeptidase activity
Source: RefSeq, a predicted model, not a curated record